GUUGGUGCGCGGCAGAGGGGCGUGGCGCGGGAGGCGCCGUUGGUUGGCCGGCGGGCGGGCGGGGGCGGGCCAUGGCCCUGUUGCUGUGCCUGGGCAUGACGGCGGCGUUGGCCCGCGGCUGCCUGCACUGCCACAGCAACUUCUCGGAUAAGUUCUCCUUUUACCGCCACCACGUGAACCUCAAGUCCUGGUGGGUCGGCGACAUCCCCGUGUCGGGCGCGCUGCUCACAGACUGGAGCCAGGACACGAUGAAGGAGCUGCACCUGGCCAUUCCCGCGGAGAUCACCGAGGAGAAGCUGGACCAGGUGGCCAACGCCGUGUAUCAGAGGAUGGAUCAGCUGUACCAGGGGAAGAUGUACUUCCCGGGGUACUUCCCCAAUGAGCUGCGCGCCAUCUUCCGGGACCAGGUGCACCUCAUCCAGAACGCCAUCAUCGAGAGCCGCAUCGACUGUCAGCGACACUGCGGCAUCUUCCGGUACGAGACCAUCUCCUGCGCCAACUGCACCAGCUCCCACGUGGUCUGCUUCGGCUACAACUGCGAGUCGUCGGCGCAGUGGGAGCGAGCAGUGCAAGGCCUCCUCGGGUACAUAAGUAGGUGGCACAAACUGGACACCAACAUGAGAACCACCCCGGCCUUCCUGAUCUCACCAAGCUUCACAUGCCUGGAGCCGCCACACCUGGCCAACCUGACUCUGGAAAACGCCUCCGAGUGCCUGACCCACCACUGACCGACCGCCGGACCGCCCCCACGACAGGGCUGGCCCAGCCGACCCUCCUGGAGCAGGCUUGCUGCUGCCUCGGGGUCCCCCACACAGCCCGAACCCGCGGGCGGGAGGAGGGCCGUGAGAUGGCUUUUGUACAUAGAUAGCACUGCGGGCUCCCAGCGCUUUGCUGGGUCAUUAA
Messenger RNA from Trichechus manatus latirostris (Florida manatee), 903 nucleotides. It is a transcript of the gene IZUMO4, whose product is annotated as IZUMO family member 4. The coding region runs from base 72 to 728 and encodes 218 amino acids. The record is from RefSeq and is a predicted model, not a curated record. NCBI's taxonomy places the organism in Eukaryota, Metazoa, Chordata, Mammalia, Sirenia, Trichechidae. Gene Ontology annotation, cellular component: nucleus. The transcript is spliced from 10 exons.